Strongylocentrotus purpuratus (purple sea urchin) is the source of this 3191-nucleotide messenger RNA. RefSeq names its product glucose-6-phosphate exchanger SLC37A4-like (gene slc37a4). Gene Ontology annotation, biological process: glucose-6-phosphate transport; phosphate ion transmembrane transport. Lineage: Eukaryota; Metazoa; Echinodermata; Echinoidea; Camarodonta; Strongylocentrotidae. The record is from RefSeq and is a predicted model, not a curated record. Gene Ontology annotation, cellular component: endoplasmic reticulum membrane. The transcript is spliced from 10 exons. The coding region runs from base 288 to 1601 and encodes 437 amino acids. Gene Ontology annotation, molecular function: glucose 6-phosphate:phosphate antiporter activity.
CGUCCGCUCUCGAUCGAUCUCUAAUAGGCGGACGAUCGGUGCGGGUAACAUUCUAUGCGGUCACACCCGCCCCUCGGCCUCCACUCCAAUCGACUGUCCAGAAAAGGGCUUUAUCGGAUACAUUUUUCAGUGGAUUCCCGGAACUUGUCCUAUUCGGAUAUUAUUCUCGACACCUGAGACCUUGAUCUUAUCCUCGUAGACCUACUCUUCAUUGACCUGCACUAGAUGCAACCCUCUUACAGUUGCCUCUGCAAUAGGUCUAUAUCUACAGUGAAUUCUGAGAGGAAAUGUUAACAUUGUACAAUCAAUGGCGUCUUAUCAACGUUGGGACACUCUUCAUUGGCUAUGGUCUCUAUAUCUUAAACAGAAAGAGUUUUGUUUUUCUCCUGCCAGAGAUUAUUGAAGAUGAGCAUCUCAAAAAUAAUGAUCUUGGUACCAUUACGAGUAGCUUGACGUUAGCCUACUCAAUCAGUAAGUUUAUAGGAGGAAUCCUAUCUGAUCAAAUCAGUCCUCGUGUCAUGUUUCCCUUGGGGCUGUUUGCUACUGGUGCUCUCUCACUUCAGUUCUCGGUAUCAACCUCAGUCCAGAGCUUUAUCCUGGUCUCUUUCCUCAUGGGUCUUGCACAAGGCGUGGGCUGGCCAGCGGUAGCUAAAGUCUUGAAACAGUGGUAUCCCCAAUCUGAGAUAGGCCUUUGGUGGAGUCUGAUAUCUGCUGCUGCUAACGUAGCUGGUACGUUAGGUCCACUAGGUCUCGCAUUGCUGGCUAUCAACUUUGGAUGGAGAGGUGCCAUGCAGUUUUGUGCUGGUGGUGCUAUCAUUGUAGCUGCGACGGCAGGUUUUAUGAUACGCAGCUCACCUACAGAUGUAGGACUUCCGUCUAUACAAACCUCAAGUGAUCAACCAAAUAAAUCUACAGAUGAUGCAGGAAGAGGAGAUUCAUCCAGUGUUCUGCAGAACCUGUGGGCCAUCCUGUCAAGUCCUGCACUCUGGGUUAUAUCACUACUCUUCCUCAUCAGUAACUUCCUUGUCAAUGGUAUCACAGACUGGGGCCAACUCUUCUUGAUACAAGAGAAAGGUCUUAGUCAUACAACAGGUAGUUCUUUUACCAGUGCGUAUUCCCUUGGUGCUACAGUAGGCAGUAUAACAUCUGGAUACAUCACAGAUAAACUAGUAGCAAAGUAUGGUCGGAGAAGAAGAGGAACAUCCCGGUAUCCAUGGUUACUGCUCAUGGUUGCGUUGAAUCUUCUGUCACUUCAUACCCUUAGAAACUACAUAGAUAGAGAAGCAUACCAGGAGCUCAUUCUAUUGGUUGGUCUAUGUUUAGGUAUAGCCCAGAAGAGCUGUGUAGUGUUGUUUGGGAUCUUGGCUGUGGAGAACUCUCCUAUUCACCUAUCCGGGACGGUCCAUGCCUUCGCAGCUUUAGCUUCAAGUGUUGGCGGUGUAUUAGCUGGGCUACCUCUGACUUACAUCUCACAGCAUUACACCUGGUCACAUGCUCUCUAUUGCAUGGAGUCAGCCUCAUUUCUCAGCCUUGUCGUCAUGCUUCUUAUACGUAGGAUGAACAUGAGAAUUGGUUACCAGUCUCAUCAAAAGACAGACUAAACUUCUUUUCAUAACGUAACCUAGCCAUCCUACCGCUGCAUUUGAUUGGCUCAAUAGGAACCUAUACGUCAUGCGCUUGUCAUAAACAUUCAUGAUGUGCACGCACGCAGAAUCUGAUGCGAUAAUUUAUCAAAUAUGAGACAUUGCGACAAAAUCGGGUCGUAACUUGUCUAUAUUCAUUGUGACAUACUGGUUAGUCCAGAAUUUGGCCGAUUUAAUUUUGAUCGCUACCAAAGCAAAUAUUCAUAUAUUGAAAUAUUGAUAUGCAGCACUAGGAUGGCUAGGAUACAUUUUAAAAAGACGCCGACCUGGGACCCGUUUCUCAAAGCCUUUUUUCAAUGACAAAUGACAAAAAUCAGUGAAAAAUCUGCUGAUAACCAAUCCGAAGCAAGGAUUUCACUAGCUUAUAACAGAAACUGUAAUUUGUCACUGAUGACAAUUUUUGUGAAAUGGGGCCCUGAUGGAAGUCAAAGAAAGACAGGGAGAAGUAAACACAAUCAGAGGCUUAAUUCCAUCUUUUCCUCACGUUUAGUUCCCCAUGCAAGUGAGAGCCUUAUUCUUUACUGGAAACAUUGGUAUCAUACUAAUUAUGCUUUUCUAUAUCUUUAUUUUUUAUACGCGUUUGAUGUUUCUCAUGUUACAGUCAUGCAAAUCGACAGAUUGAAAGUUGAAAAAAAAUUGUGAUUUAUUUGCAAGAAAUGACAAUUAUUAUGUCCGUCUCAGCCUACUUCCAAUAUAAUGCUAAUCUUGAGCUCUGGUAUGCAGGCGCGUACACAGCGGUGGGGGGGGGGGGGGUUAUUGAACCCCCCCUCCCCCCCUCAAUUUUUAUUAUGAGUUUGGUUUUUGAUGAACCCUUCCCCCUCCAUCCCUCAUAUUUGUUUUUAAUGAUAACAAAUAAUGUGACCUUACCCCCCCCCCCCCCCCUCCCCUAACUGAACGUAAUAUCGGUCUGAAAUUUGCAUGCAAGUGAAGUAUAGAAUACUAUGGUAAUUUCAAUUUUUCGAAAAAUUCAGUCAUUUGCAUAUUUAUGCAAUCAAGUAUUUUGACCCCAAAAACAAACACCUAAACUAAUCCCCGCCCCCCGGGGGCUAUAUAAGGUUAAAGCCAAAUCUCUCGCAUAUGGCCAUGCUCUAGAACAGUUUGAUCGGGAAUAAAAGCACCCCCUUUUGUCCCUUGAAGAUGUAUCCUAUACAUGCAUGUAUUCCUUCUUUCUGUUUGUUUGGUGGGGGGGGGGGUGCUCCCCAUCCCUGUCUGUAACAAAACAAGAAAAGCAACUAUGUGUUAGUUGCAACAUCAUGUCUUUGUGAGAAGCAAAUGUUACGAUGAUCAGGCAGUGCAAUUAUAAGUAGAGAUUUUAAAUCAAUCUUGUUAUUUGGGGAAAUAAUGCAAUAUAUUGUAGCAUACUCGGUCCAGUAUUAAGUAAGACGUAAAGGGUGUUAUAGUUGAUUGUGAAAUAUGUACAAGUACAUCAUGAGAUGUCAGUCAGUCAGCGUUGAGCUGUCGUACAUCAUGAGAUGUCAGUCAGUCAGCGUUGAGCUGUCGUUGCGACAGGUACGUUACAAGGAACGAGAUAAAUUUUCUUGAACUGCA